Molecule: messenger RNA, 2943 nt
Organism: Adineta steineri
Lineage: Eukaryota; Metazoa; Rotifera; Eurotatoria; Adinetida; Adinetidae
Source: the annotation of a GenBank genome assembly
AUGAUGCAUAAAGUCAAAGAUGUGGUUUCGAAAUUUUUGCAUCCAUCAUUUUUAUUCUCGACUGAUAAUGAAACAGAUCGUUCUAAACGAAAAAGAUCUGGUUCACCUGACAAAAAUAAUAAUGAACAACAAAUAGAGCCAACAGGCACUACUACAAUUACUACAAGUAGUUAUUCAAAUAAUCGUUAUUCAUCUACGAAAGACGAUGGAGCACAAUUGACUGAUGAUGAAGAUAAUAAUAGUCGAGAUGUACCAUCAGCUGAACAAGAAAAAAAACGACGUCGUACUGCUAACUAUCAAUCUACUACUUCGACAAAUAUUUAUCUUGGAGAUGAUAAACCAUCACCAUCUACAAGUAGUUCAACAGAUACUCAUAUAUCAUCAACAAGCACAACACCAAUUCUACAUCAUCAUACAACUACUCAACAAAAUUAUUAUGAGAGAAUAAAUCGAUCGAAACAACGUUAUCCUAUUACUUCAACUUAUCGAGGUUCAACAUUAAAUUAUGAUCCAUCAAAAUCACCUCUUUUCUCUACUGGUAAACACAACACAACAAAUCUUCAGUCAAAUGAAUUUUCAGCUAAUCAUUUAUUAGCAACUAGUCUAACUAAUCGAUCACAAUCAUCAAUAUCAAAUCAUCAACAAUCUUCAGCAACAUUAACAAAUCCAGUAUCCAAUCAAAGACAUAUGUUAGGUGGUAAUUAUACAUCAAAUAAUUCACGUCGUUUACCUUAUAUUGAAAGACUUCGUCAACGAACUUUAAAAGAUUGUAUACGACAUAAUCAUACACUUGAUAGUCAACCAGCAUCUGUAUCAGCGAUUGAAGAACAGAAAUCGAUUACAACUUCUCCAGUAUCAAAACGAUUAAAAGUACCAGAAAAAGAAUGUGGAAUUCAAUGUGAUAUUCCAAUUGUAGAAUCAAGUCAAACAUCUGACCGUAUAACUUCUGCAAUUGAUAGUCAAAAUGAAGUAUCAUCGGCUCCGAUUAUUCCACAAAUUCAAACAAAUAGUUCAAUUACAAUUGAAAAAAAAACAUCAUCCAUACCAUCAAUUACUAUUACCAAACCUAAAGUACUCGGUGAUAUUACACCAUUUUCAUGGCCAAAAUUUGCUCGAGCUCAACAAGAAUAUGCCAAUAAAUAUCCUGAAAAAUGUCGGAGAGAUGCAGUUGUUCCUUCACUUAUUGGAAAAGCGAGCGUGAAUACUACUGCAACAAUUUAUCCAUCGAUAAAUGCUACUACUAUGCCAAAAAUUCCGUUUUUAUCUUCACGUCCUACUGAACCCGUUUGGAAAUGUCCAUGUUGCACUAAAGAACAUGCCGUACAAACAGCAUCCUGCUCACUUUGUCAUGGAAUUAAUCCAAAUUAUAAAAAAUUAAGUGCGAUUAAACCAGCAGAAACAGUCGAAAAAGAACAAGUAGCAUCAACUGUGAUUGCAAAAGAAUCAAGUAUAUCUACACCGGUUAUUCCUGUUACUAAUCAAACAACUACUAAAGAAAAUGUAUUAUCAACUUCGUCACCAGUUAUAACUACAAGUACUAUUACUACUGCAUUUCCUUCAUUCGGUACUACACCAGUUACAACCAAAGAAAAUACAGCUAUUAAUUUUUCUGCACCAAUAUUUGGUAUAGCAUCUACAACUUCUACACAAAAUACGAGUAUUACGACUGCUCCAGUGACUACUAGUUCUCCUAUAUUAAGAUUUGGUGUAACACCAUCGCCCAUGACAACUACAACAGCGAAUCCAGUAUUAAGCAGUACAUUUCCUCCAAUGUUUGGUACAACACCAAUCGCAUUCCCAACAACAAUACCAAAAGAAAAUCCCGUAGCUACUAAUGAUUUACCUUUAUUCGGCGUGACAACGACAAAAGAAAACUCUACUACUACUAGUGCACAACUAUCAUCUGGUACAAUACCAUUCAAUAAAUCAUUAACUCCUGCUCCUAAUACUACUACAAGUAAUUCCUUUCAAAUUGGUACAUCAUUCCCAUCUUUUGCUUCAUUACCAUCGACAAAUCUUACUGCAGUUCCUACAAGUUCUGCUGUUCCAUCAACUGUUGGAAUGACACUCAAUCUACCACCGUCAAUACCUUUUGGAUCAUUUGGUAGUACCACAGUAACAACAGCACCGACAACUACAACAGUUUCAUCCAAUCCUUCAACAACAUUUGCAGUUCCAUUUGCUACUUCAGCAUCCUCUUUAACAGCAAGCACUUCAACCGCUCCAAAUUUAUUUGGUUUUUCAACGGUAACGCCAGUAUCUUCUACUAGUACUACUUCAAUGUUUCCAGUGCUACCAACAACGAGUACUUUUUCCAGCCCAAGUAAUUUUAUGGCUGCACCAACAACUACAACAUCAGCUCUACCUGCAUUUGGUAAUAAUAGUAGUUUUAGUAUUGCACCUUCGUCAACAACAGCAACAAAUCCUCCAUUCGCUUUCGGAGUGAAUACUUCUCCAAAAUCCAUGACACCAACACUUAAUUCACCAAUGAAUACAACUGCUGCACCUGCAUUUGGUACAAUUACCCCAUUUGGUACAACUCCAAUAUCAUUUGACAAAUCUACAAAUUCAUUUUCAACUCUUACUUCAUCAAAUCCACCAUCGUUUAGUUUUGGAAUCCCAUCAAAUACUAAUCAAUCUUCAGUAACUCCAGUUGUUUCUACUGGUGGUUUUUCAUUUGCACCUCAGUCAUCAACAACACCGAUGUUUGGCAUUGGAUCACCUUCAUUAGCAUCAAAUACAUAUAGUUUCGGCUUACCACCAACAACAUCCGCAAGUAUGUCUUCAUUUUCAUUCUCUACACCAGCAACAUCAUCGCCUUCGAAUCCAUUUUCAACAACAGAUCUUCCAAGUUCCACAGAUGGAAUAUCGGAUAUGUUUAACAUUGGCAGUGGAGGUUCACCACGACCUAUGCUUAGAGCUAGACGUCGAAGAAAUCCAUAA